This is a messenger RNA of Malania oleifera, 4800 nucleotides long. RefSeq names its product probable phosphoribosylformylglycinamidine synthase, chloroplastic/mitochondrial. Gene Ontology annotation, biological process: 'de novo' IMP biosynthetic process. The record is from RefSeq and is a predicted model, not a curated record. Gene Ontology annotation, molecular function: phosphoribosylformylglycinamidine synthase activity. NCBI's taxonomy places the organism in Eukaryota, Viridiplantae, Streptophyta, Magnoliopsida, Santalales, Ximeniaceae. Bases 234 to 4478 code for a protein of 1414 amino acids. The transcript has 4 exons.
GGGCGCCCAAGGAGAAAGAACCAAGAAUAGAAAAAAGGCGCCCAAUUCCUUGAAACGCAGCGUUUGGAGUACGCUGGGGUUUUCUUCUCCAGUCGGGAGCGGGGAGGAUUCUCUCUGAGACAGUGAGACUCCAUAGUCGCUCUCUCUCUCUCUCUCUCUCUCUCGCUCGCCGCGGCGACGCACGAACGAAUCCAAACAGCUCCAACGACUUCUUUCGAUAAGCUGAAGGAUCGAUGGCUGCAUCUUGGGAAAUCACAGCAGCUGAGUUCUUGCGUGGUUCCCAUAGGCAGAAAUUGUUUUUGCAAAAGAGAGACAAUCAUAGUCAGAGAAGUCCUCUUUGGGGUACACUUUAUAGUCAAAGUCGAGCACAUGGAUUAUCUAAGAGAGAAGUUCGUUCCUUGAGGUGCUUUGCUCAAGCAAAGCCUAGAGCUGUGGUUUCAGGGGCUGUAAGCACUUCAUUAGAUGAAGAAUCAAGCAAGACUAGGGAUUCAACAGGACAUGUUCUACAUUUUUAUCGCAUCCCUUUGAUUCAGGGUAGUGCUACUGCUGAACUACUUAAGUUGGUUCAGACAAAACUUUCAAAUCAGAUCAUUGAUUUGAAAACUGAACAGUGUUUUAAUAUUGGGCUAGAUUCAGAGCUUUCAAGUGAGAAACUUUUAGUUCUCAAGUGGCUUCUUCAAGAAACUUAUGAGCCUGAAAAUUUGGGGACCGAGAGCUUUCUUGAUAAAGAAAGACAAGAUGGCAUUUCUAAAGUGAUUAUUGAGGUUGGCCCUCGGUUGUCUUUUACAACAGCAUGGUCUUCUAAUGCUGUAUCAAUUUGCCAAGCAUGUGGCCUGACAGAGGUGACCCGUGUGGAACGAUCAAGGAGAUAUAUGUUGUAUGUUAAGGCUGGCAAUGAUGCAUUACAAGAUUGCCAGAUUAACGACUUUGCUGCAAUGGUUCAUGAUCGAAUGACUGAAUGCGUUUAUACCCAGAAGCUGACAUCAUUCGAGACUAGUGUAGCUCCAGAGGAAGUUCAGCGCGUGCCAGUCAUGGAGAGGGGCCGUGAGGCAUUGGAGGAAAUUAAUCAGAAAAUGGGUUUGGCAUUUGAUGAGCAAGAUAUUCAGUAUUAUACUAGGCUUUUCAGGGAUGAGAUCAAGCGGAACCCAACAACUGUGGAAUUAUUUGAUAUUGCACAGUCAAAUAGUGAGCAUAGCAGACACUGGUUUUUUACAGGAAAAAUUGUUAUUGAUGGGCAUCCAGUAAGUAGGACACUAAUGCAGAUUGUGAAGAGCACAUUGCAGGCUAAUCCAAACAAUUCUGUCAUUGGCUUCAAGGACAACUCAAGUGCUAUCAAGGGAUUUCCUGUGAAGCAGUUGAGACCAAUUCGUCCUGGUUCAACAUGUGCAUUGGAUACUGCUGCCUGUGACCUUGAUAUUUUAUUCACAGCUGAGACUCACAAUUUCCCAUGUGCAGUGGCUCCCUACCCUGGUGCAGAGACAGGUGCAGGGGGGCGUAUCAGGGAUACCCAUGCUACAGGAAGGGGGUCGUUUGUUGUUGCUGCUACUGCUGGUUAUUGUGUUGGGAACCUUAAUAUAGAAGGAUCUUAUGCUCCAUGGGAAGAUUCGUCAUUCUCAUACCCAGCAAACUUGGCUCCCCCUCUGCAGAUUCUCAUUGAUGCUAGCAAUGGUGCAUCAGACUAUGGGAACAAGUUUGGAGAGCCCUUGAUUCAAGGCUAUACAAGAACUUUUGGAAUGAGGCUCCCUAGUGGGGAAAGGCGAGAAUGGUUAAAGCCAAUCAUGUUCAGCGGGGGAAUCGGACAGAUUGAUCACAACCACAUAUCAAAAGGAGAGCCAGACAUUGGAAUGUUAGUUGUAAAAAUUGGAGGUCCUGCAUAUCGUAUUGGUAUGGGAGGUGGAGCUGCAUCGAGCAUGGUUAGUGGCCAGAAUGAUGCUGAGCUUGAUUUUAAUGCUGUACAGCGCGGAGAUGCAGAAAUGGCGCAGAAAUUGUAUCGUGUUGUUCGUUCUUGCAUUGAAAUGGGAGAGAAUAAUCCGAUCAUCAGUAUUCAUGAUCAGGGUGCUGGUGGGAACUGUAAUGUCGUGAAGGAAAUAAUAUACCCAAAGGGUGCUCAGAUUGAUAUCCGAGCAAUUGUAGUUGGUGACCAUACCAUGUCAGUUUUGGAGAUAUGGGGUGCUGAAUACCAAGAACAAGAUGCAAUUUUGGUGAAGCCUGAAAGCCGUAGCAUGUUACAGUCAAUAUGUAAAAGAGAAAGGGUCUCUAUGGCUGUUAUUGGAGCUAUAAGUGGUGAGGGGCGUGUUGUUCUAGUUGAUAGCUUAGCUACUCAGAGAAGCCGUGCAAAAGGACUCCCUCCACCUGUUCCUGCUGUUGAUCUUGAGCUCGAGAAAGUUCUUGGGGACAUGCCUCAGAAAUGUUUUGAAUUCCAUCAUAUGGCUUAUGCUCGAGAACCACUCGAUAUUGCUCCUGGCAUCACGGUGAUAGAUUGUCUGAAGCGGGUGCUAAGACUUCCAUCUGUCUGUUCAAAGCGCUUUUUAACAACCAAAGUUGAUAGGUGUGUAACUGGUCUUGUGGCACAGCAGCAAACUGUUGGUCCCUUGCAAAUUACACUUUCUGAUGUUGCAGUAAUUGCGCAGAGUUAUACUGACUUGACUGGAGGUGCAUGUGCAAUUGGGGAACAGCCAAUCAAAGGUCUGCUGAAUCCAAAAUCAAUGGCAAGAUUGGCUGUUGGAGAGGCACUCACAAAUCUUGUUUGGGCAAAGAUCACUUCUCUUUCGGAUGUUAAAGCAAGUGGGAAUUGGAUGUAUGCUGCCAAGCUUGAUGGGGAAGGAGCUGACAUGUAUGAUGCUGCAGUGGCACUUUCUGAAGCUAUGAUAGAACUUGGUAUAGCUAUUGAUGGGGGAAAAGACAGUCUUUCCAUGGCGGCCCGUGCUUCAGGUGAGGUUGUUAAGGCUCCAGGAAAUCUUGUAAUCAGUGCCUAUGUCACUUGUCCAGAUAUUACGAAAACAGUGACUCCAGAUUUGAAGUUAGGAGAUGAUGGUAUUCUGCUUCAUAUUGAUUUGGCCAAGGGAAAGCGGCGAUUAGGUGGUUCGGCUCUUGCUCAGGUUUUUGACCAAAUUGGGGAUGAGUGCCCUGAUAUUGAUGAUGUUCCUUACCUUAAGAGAGUUUUUGAGGGGGUUCAGGAACUUAUUUCAGCGGAUCUGAUUUCUGCUGGACAUGAUAUUAGUGAUGGUGGGUUGCUUGUUUGUGUUUUAGAGAUGGCAUUUGCUGGAAAUUGUGGCAUUCUUUUGGACUUGACCUCCCCAAAAAAUAGGCUUUUCCAAACACUUUUUGCAGAAGAGCUUGGUCUUGUUCUUGAGGUUAGCAGGAAGAACUUGGAUUUGGUAAUAGAAAAGCUCAACAUGACUGGUGUUUCAACUGAGAUUAUUGGGUCUACAACCCACAAUUCUUUGAUCGAAUUAAAGGUUGAUGGGAUAGCCCAUUUGAAUGAGGAAACGGCAUACCUGAGGGACAUGUGGGAGGAAACCAGUUUUCAACUGGAGAAGUUUCAAAGGUUAGCUUCUUGUGUGGAUUUAGAAAAAGAAGGGUUGAAGAGUAGGUGCGAACCUGCUUGGGCAUUGUCCUUUACUCCUGCAUUUACAGAGGACAAAUAUAUGGCUGCAAUAUCAAAACCAAAAGUGGCUGUUAUUCGGGAGGAAGGCAGCAAUGGGGACAGAGAAAUGUCAGCAGCAUUUUAUGCGGCUGGUUUUGAACCAUGGGAUGUUACGAUGUCUGACCUUCUUAAUGGGGUUGUCUCACUGCAUGAGUUCUGUGGAAUUGUGUUUGUAGGAGGAUUUAGCUAUGCUGAUGUGCUUGAUUCUGCAAAAGGUUGGUCAGCUUCGAUUCGAUUCAACAAGCCCCUUCUAAAUCAAUUUCAAGAGUUUUAUGAACGGCCAGACACUUUCAGUUUAGGGAUUUGCAAUGGGUGUCAACUCAUGGCUCUGUUGGGGUGGGUUCCAGGCCCCAACGUUGGUGGUGUGCUUGGCACUGGUGGGGAUCCAUCACAGCCAAGAUUCAUCCACAAUGUGUCAGGACGGUUUGAGUGUCGCUUCACAAGUGUGACAAUAAAUGACUCACCUGCUAUAAUGUUUAAAGGAAUGAAGGGCAGCACAUUGGGUGUGUGGGCUGCGCAUGGUGAGGGUAGAGCAUAUUUCCCUGAUGAUGGCAUAUUGAGUCACAUGCUUGAUUCAAAUUUGGCCCCAUUAAGAUACUGUGAUGAUGAUGGAAAACCGACAGAAGUCUACCCUUUCAAUCUAAAUGGAUCUCCUCUGGGUGUGGCAGCAAUUUGUUCUCCAGAUGGUAGGCAUUUAGCCAUGAUGCCUCAUCCAGAGCGUUGCUUCUUGAUGUGGCAGUUCCCAUGGUAUCCAAAGCAGUGGGAUGUUGACAAGAAAGGGCCCAGCCCGUGGUUGCGGAUGUUCCAAAAUGCCAGAGAGUGGUGCUCUUGAUGCAGGGGCUUGAUCCCUGAAUAUGUGUGAGGUUUUUGUUAUGGAUAAAGUUUGUACACUUUUGAAAGCCAGGAGGUGUGUUCUUCUGUUGUCACCUAUUUCUGAGGAAAUACAUGGUUUUUAUUUUUCCCCUUAAUUUUUUACGUCCCAAAAAUACUGACAGAAAUUGGGUGGAAAAAGAGGGGUUAAAAUUUUAUUUAUUUUAUGUUUCUCCCGAUUAUAUUGUAUUUUCUUUUCUUUGUUGCCAAAUGGAUAAUCUAUGAGAACUAAAUAAUUUAUAAUGGAAAAUGCAUCAUCAUCAUUAUUAUGAUUUGCUUUUAAA